Messenger RNA from Bemisia tabaci, 620 nucleotides. RefSeq lists its product as uncharacterized. NCBI's taxonomy places the organism in Eukaryota, Metazoa, Arthropoda, Insecta, Hemiptera, Aleyrodidae. The record is from RefSeq and is a predicted model, not a curated record.
UUUGUUAAAAAUGUCCGUGGUAAAAUUGAGUGAAAAUGAUGACGCAUUUUUUAAAUUCCCGUGAGUGGUGGACGGGAGUAACGGGACCGGCUCGGGGGUCGGGGGUAAGUGGCCCGGGGGCAGAAUGGAGGACUUGCUGAACUUCCUGCUGCAGCCGCUGCUGAGCUUCGUCAACUACGCCAUGCUCGACGAUGGCUCCUCUCUCGUGGCCGACCUCAAACAGCUGAUCGACGAGACCGUCGGACGCACCAGCUACAUCCUCGUCGCCAUCUUCUCCUGCCUCCUCUUCCUCAACGCUCUCCUCCUUGCCACCGUCGUUUGCUUCUAUCAAGAGUUCCAGAAAAACUGCAACGAGGCUUUCGCGCUGUUCCACGAUAAGUUCGGGAAGAGACCGGAGCCGCUGACGAGCGCCCACCAACCCAAGCUCAUGAGGCACCAUGCUAAAUCCGAUACGGAAGUCCGGUAGGAGGCUCCCUCCGCGCUCCGAGUUUUUGUCCCGGAGGUGGUCUCUCCCGGCCGAGUCUCUUGUAAUUAGUGUAAAGUUCUGCGUCACGUUAGCCACUCCUCGUUUUUGCCCGUGUAAAUCUCGUCCCGAGCGUAUAAAUUGUUUUUGCACUCCA